Messenger RNA from Armigeres subalbatus, 1099 nucleotides. RefSeq names its product protein gustavus-like. Gene Ontology annotation, biological process: proteasome-mediated ubiquitin-dependent protein catabolic process. The coding region runs from base 1 to 912 and encodes 303 amino acids. The transcript is spliced from 2 exons. The record is from RefSeq and is a predicted model, not a curated record. Gene Ontology annotation, cellular component: SCF ubiquitin ligase complex. Gene Ontology annotation, molecular function: protein binding. Lineage: Eukaryota; Metazoa; Arthropoda; Insecta; Diptera; Culicidae.
AUGUUCUCGCUAAUAAACAAUCCGGGUCCGGUGCUAAGGUCAAGCGAUCGCCGCCGUCCACAGAGUAUAUCGCCAUCCACCUCAACGUUACUGCCCCGCGUGGUCCUGAACCGCAUCGAUCCCCAUGAGUUUGAACGCAUUCGAGUUUCGUACAAGGUUGCCAUCCGAAGCACCCGCAGCAGUCGUACUAAUAGCGGGGCUCAUCCUGGCAUGAACAUGGGCCAAAAGAUCAGUGGAGGUGUCAAAACGGUCAGCAGCCGUGACCAACCAUCGCCCUUUAUCCCGAAGAUCCCACACGAACUGGCGGCGCACUUCCAGCGUCCGGCCCGACUUGAUCUCCUGCUCGAUAUGCCACCGGCCGCUCGCGAAACGCCGAUCAAAUACUCCUGGAACUCGGAGGACCGCUCGCUCAAUGUGUUUGUGAAGGAGGACGACAAGAUGACAUUCCACCGGCACCCGGUGGCACAGAGCACAGACUGCAUACGGGGCAAGGUGGGCUUCACCAAGGGACUGCACGUGUGGGAAGUGUUCUGGUCGACGCGGCAGCGAGGUACGCAUGCUGUGAUCGGUGUUUCCACAUCCGAGGCACCACUCCACUCCGUAGGUUAUCAAAGUCUGGUCGGUUCGAACGACCAGAGUUGGGGCUGGGACUUGGGGCGCAAUAUGCUGUACCACAAUUCGAAAACCUGCCCCGGCGUCACGUACCCAGCGAUACUUCAGCCAGACGAGACCUUCCUAGUGCAGGACAAAUUCCUAGUAGCGUUAGACAUGGACGAGUUCGACAUGAUAGACCGCCUAGAGAUUGUUCGCCAAGAUGACAACUUUAAGCCACUGGUGCCCUCCGAGUCCGACCACCGCUGCCCUAGUUUGAACGGUUCGAAGUGGUGGUGCCAGUGUCAUUGCUCUUCUUAAUUUCGAAGGCUCACCACCGCCUCACCAACCAAAGCCUACAUCGCUCUUCAACCAAGGCCCAUAACAGCUCGAUGCUGUCUUAGCAGUUUAAUGAGCCCAACCUAUGAACCUAUCACCAUACCCGUUGUUUAUUUUUAUCAUGAAAUAAGAAAUACGUUCCACUUUAUCCAUCAAUGUAACCAACAAA